This is a messenger RNA of Corticium candelabrum, 1602 nucleotides long. Its product is annotated as adenylyltransferase and sulfurtransferase MOCS3-like. The coding region runs from base 31 to 1350 and encodes 439 amino acids. The record is from RefSeq and is a predicted model, not a curated record. Gene Ontology annotation, biological process: cyclic threonylcarbamoyladenosine biosynthetic process. NCBI's taxonomy places the organism in Eukaryota, Metazoa, Porifera, Homoscleromorpha, Homosclerophorida, Plakinidae. The transcript has a single exon. Gene Ontology annotation, molecular function: tRNA threonylcarbamoyladenosine dehydratase activity; ubiquitin-like modifier activating enzyme activity.
UCUCGACUUCGUUCACUGUUCAUUUCGAAGAUGUCUGAUAAUUGCAGGCCAAUACUCUACUUUCCACAGCCAAAUUUUAUUUCAUUGAUACGCCAGUCAGCUGAAUCAGGAGAAUUGAAUGUCAAGGGCCUCGACAAGGACACCGUCUUGCACUUGACAGCGUCUCAUGGCGAAAACCAUAGCUCUGUAAGAGCCCUCUAUUUGACGGUGAAAAGUCAACUCUCACCAGAGCAACGACAGGAAGCUGCCAAAGAAUUGGUAGAGUCUCUACCAAACGCUACCGCACGAAUUGUUGUAUUUGUUGCCGAGACGGAAGACCUCGAUUCUUGUCUUUCCGCUUUCCUUUUUCCGCCCAACACAAACACGCCCACAGAAACUAUCAUCAUGUCACCGCCAACUUCCAAGCUCUUCCAUUCUCGCAGUAUCCUUGAAACCGACAUCCUCAAAGAAUCGUCGGUGGGCAUCAUUGGGUUGGGCAGUGGUGGUUCCCAAGUAGCUGUCGAGUUUGCCAAGGCUGGAGUUGGAAAAUUGGUUCUAGUUGAUUAUGAUCGUCUAGAAUUGAACAACAUAUCUAGACAUGCGUGUGGUUUGAGCGAUAUUGGGCGUCUGAAGACCAAUGCCUUAAAGGAUUUGUUGCUCAACAAGAACCCACAGGCUACUAUCCAGACUUUUGAACUUGACAUCAACGAGACGACUCACAACGACUACCCAGCAAUGAAGGACAGUCUGCGAUUAUGUGACCUCAUCAUUGCUGCUACCGAUACGGUGCAAAGUCGUUACAAUAUCAACACGCUGUCUCUUGAGCUGAGAAUAACCACCAUAUAUGGUAAAUGUAGCACAAGAGCUGCUGGAGGUGAGGUACUCAGGGUCCGGCCAGGUUCAUCUGCAUGUCUUGCAUGCGUCUACGGUACCAUGCAGGUGACGCCCGAUGAAGCAGUCUCGUUUGAACGUCUGAGGAAGGUCACUCCUGCAUAUGUUCCAGACAGUGAUGUUGAGGCCAAAAUUCAAGUAGGCCUAUCAUCUGAUAUCACACCCAUUUCAAACAUGAUUGUAAAGCUGUCUCUAGUAGAGCUUUGCCGUGGUAAACCAAGUGGAAUCUCCAGCCUUGAAAGUGAACUGACUUCUGAGUUCUAUCGAUGGGCCAAUCGAAGAGAGCAGGAAUUCAAGUCCUACCCAGAAGGAGGCUUUGAUAGGUUUGACAAGCCUGCUAUCCUGCGCUGGUACCCAGUCAGCUUUCAACCUGAUCCAAACUGCAUGACUUGCAGCAUAGGCAACAUCCUUGCUGUACAAGGGUCAUCAGAUGACACUACAGCAGAGACUUCUGACAAGGUCUUUUUUGGAACAAACUAGAACUUUCAGUUGUGUGGGCAGACUAAAUUGCAUUAGUUGGACAUGAAAACUAUGUUUGUAUGUUUGUUGGUAUGCUUGUACGUUUGUACGUGUAUGUUUGUUUGCAUUGAUUGUAUUGGAAAUUGUUUGCGAGCAUUCCUGUUCAAAUUUUGAUGCGCACUCGACCAAGGUAGUUGGGCAUGCAUAGAUGUUGGUAACAAAUAGCUUUAGCGUAUAGUGAAUGUCUCAACAAACAAUUCCUGAAUAAGUAAA